UUUUGCACUUCCGGAUUAAAAAUGAGUGCAAACACACCUGAGAAGGCUUCAACAAGCUUUGAUGACAGUAUAUCACCUUCGAAAGACCCAUCAAAAUCUCCUGCUAGUGAAAAGGGUGAGAGUGAUCACAUAAAUGAACAUUCUGGACAUUCUGAAUCGGAAAGCGAUACGAGCCCUGAAAAAUCCAAAUCAUCUCACAGCAUCCCUGGUCCAUCAACACACAGUGACAGUCAAAGGGAGAGAAAAACAAGUGGUUCCAGCAAAGCAGCCAGCGAAUCUCCCGACAGAAAACGAAAAUAUGAACCAACAGAAGAAGAAAUCAGAGUAUAUCGACACAAAAGAGAAAAACAAGAAGAAGAAAGAUUGAAAAUGCAAGUACUGGUUUCAAAUUUUACCGAGGAACAACUAAACCGCUAUGAGAUGUAUCGGAGAGCAGCAUUCCCAAAAGCUGCUGUAAAGAGACUGAUGCAGUCCAUCACACGGUCAGGUGUGGCCCAGAAUGUUGUGAUCGCCAUGUCCGGUAUCGCCAAGGUGUUCGUCGGAGAGGUAGUGGAGGAAGCACUUGAUGUGAUGAAACAAUGGGGAGAGACAGGACCCAUUCAGCCUAAACACCUCCGAGAAUCUGUCCGACGCCUCAAGAGUAAAAGAACCAUCCCGAACACAAAGACUAAAACUAACUUAUUAAACAGUUGAUGUAGUAAAACAAUGCUGUUUCAUUUUACUUAAUGAUUAAACACGACAGACGUCUCCAUUCAGAGCUGCCCAACAAGAUUGUGGUGUUGGGAGAUGGUGUAGGAUCAGUUGAGGCACUAGAGUUAUGUCCCUUACCUGUACAAUGUUUUAGCUGGGGCAUUUCCAGUUGCACUAACUGACUGUGUUUUUAGUGGUAAAGCAUAUUGGACCAGUCAAUAUUUGAUGCAGGUCUUCCAACUCAUUGCUUGAGAAAGCAAUGCUGCCAGAAAAAUCUUCAGACCACAAGCUCCACUCUCAUUUCAUAAAUGAACAACUUGCAUCCAACCAUUCAGAAUAUAAUAAGCUAAAGUACAUAGGCUGACAUCAUUGUAUGCCAUCUAUGGUGCAAUGCUGAUUCGAAAAUACUUGAAAAACAUGAAAUCUUAAAAUUUCAGAAAAAUAUCAUCACUCUGGUCAUCCAUAUAGUUAUACAUGUACUCGAGUCUGUCAAUGGUUUUGAUUGUCAAGUCAUUCACAAUUGUAUUUUCAGCCAUGCUUAUAAUUAUGUGUCACAAAACAACUUGCUGAUAAGCUUAUGUCUCUUUGACUGAAAUUACACAUGUGAUGGUUGUGCAACAGAAUAUGCAAUGAUAUGUUGGAUUUUCAAUGUCAUCUGAUUUGAAAUAUUUCAUUGAAAAUAAAUUUAUUUCAUUGACUGCA
Molecule: messenger RNA, 1392 nt
Organism: Mizuhopecten yessoensis (Yesso scallop)
Lineage: Eukaryota; Metazoa; Mollusca; Bivalvia; Pectinida; Pectinidae
Product: transcription initiation factor TFIID subunit 11-like
Exons: 4
Coding region: 22-693 (223 amino acids)
Biological process (GO): RNA polymerase II preinitiation complex assembly; transcription initiation at RNA polymerase II promoter
Cellular component (GO): nucleus; transcription factor TFIID complex
Molecular function (GO): protein heterodimerization activity; transcription coactivator activity
Source: RefSeq, a predicted model, not a curated record